GAGCCGCAAAGUUUGGCUGUGGCGGCAAAUGGGCUUGGGCGGCUCCUCGGCGGGUGGCGGUGGUGGCCGUAGCGGUUCCAUCUGGCCCUGUUAAUGUCGGGGCCAGGUCCGGGGAGGAUGGCGCCCUAGAGCCCGGCCUCUCUGGGGUAGGGGCGGGAGGGGACGGGGUGGGCACCGGCCAUGUCGGAGGUGACCCGGAGUCUGCUGCAGCGCUGGGGCGCCAGUUUGAGGAGAGGCGCCGACUUCGACUCUUGGGGCCAGCUGGUGGAGGCGAUAGACGAGUAUCAGAUAUUAGCAAGACAUCUACAAAAAGAGGCCCAAGCUCAACACAAUAAUUCUGAAUUCACAGAAGAACAAAAGAAAACUAUAGGCAAAAUCGCAACAUGCUUGGAAUUACGAAGUGCAGCUUUACAGUCCACACAGUCUCAAGAAGAAUUUAAACUGGAGGACCUGAAGAAGCUAGAACCAAUCCUCAAGAAUAUUCUUACCUAUAAUAAAGAAUUCCCAUUUGAUGUUCAGCCUGUCCCCUUAAGGAGAAUCUUAGCCCCUGGCGAGGAAGAGAACCUGGAAUUCGAAGAUGAAGAAGAAGAGGGCGGCGCGGGAGCAGGGUCUCCCGACUCCUUUCCUGCUCGAGUGCCCGGUACUUUGUUGCCCAGGCUGCCGUCAGAACCGGGAAUGACGUUACUCACGAUCAGAAUCGAGAAGAUCGGCCUGAAGGACGCGGGGCAGUGCAUCGAUCCCUAUAUGACCGUCAGUGUAAAGGAUCUGAACGGCAUUGACUUAACUCCCGUGCAAGACACGCCUGUGGCUUCGAGGAAGGAAGAUACGUAUGUUCAUUUUAACGUGGACAUUGAGCUCCAGAAGCAUGUUGAAAAAUUAACCAAAGGUGCAGCUAUCUUCUUUGAAUUCAAACACUACAAGCCUAAGAAAAGGUUCACCAGCACCAAGUGCUUUGCCUUCAUGGAGAUGGACGAGAUCGCGGCGGGGCCGAUCGUCAUAGAGCUAUACAAGAAACCCACUGACUUUAAAAGAAAGAAAUUGCAGUUACUGACCAAGAAACCACUUUAUCUUCACCUACAUCAGACUUUGCACAAGGAGUGAUCCUGACUUGGGUAACCUGGACCGCCUGUGAGCCCUGCCCCUCAGUAGAGACCAUCCCAGCGCCGUGUGGCACGGCCGCCUCCGCCAGGCAGGAAGCAGGCCGCGGCCACGCCACCAGGCCAGAGUGAGUCUGCACAAUUCCCGGCCCGGCGCGCCGCUGACGCAGACAACUCCUUUGGAUCCAGGCUUCCUGUUGGUUUUGAAACAUGUUUUUAUUUUUCUAGUGUUUCUGCCAUUCGUAGUCCCUUUUCUACCUUACCACUGUUCCUGCCCUGCUUCCUGGACCAGCACUGCUGCGGUAGGAUGCGCUCAUCGUCAGAGUUAAUACAGCAAUAAGAUUGUGUAGCGUUUACACGUCCGUUCCCUUCUGCUCCAGGAGGCUCUUUUGGGUUUUUUUGAGUUAACGCCAGACAUUGGGCUGAUGUGGGUGGGAAAGUGUGAAACUGUUCUGAGAGGGAUUGGACCGGUUUUGCCGCCCGGGGAGGUCGGUCUGGAAACGUGCAGGCGGCUCCUCAGACGCGGCCUGACUUCACCCUGACCCCUAGUCCUGUUCGGAAAUCGUGUGCCUUGGCCGGAUCAGUCUCCCCCGCGGGGUGUUCCCACAUCGUAGCUGGAGCGGUCCAGAUGGCGGGAUUGUUACCGGAUUGUUUUGGGAGAGUGCGCGCGUCCGUGGUCCUGUCGGUUAGCGGUUCUUCGUCAUGCGCACCGUUACCCGUCGGAGAGGGACUCCGGGGUUGACGGUGGGACCGUCUCCGAGUCACUGCAGGUGUCUGGAUGGCUUUCUGACGUCUCCCGAGUCCGAUGCUAACGAGAGACUGCAGGAACAACUGCUGUUUUCUGACAACUGAUUGUGACACCGUGAAGCCUGGAGCUCCCCUGCGGUCUCCUUCAUGUAGGUAGAUAGGAUUGCCAGUUAUUUCCUAGAUAGACGGACUUUCACCCAUAUGGAAAUAUGCAGGUCAUAAGCUUAUUAUAGUUUGACUAUGUACGUUACUUUUGACUUAAUGGGGCAUAAAUAAAACUUCCAGACGACACCCGAGGUAGAUAUUUGAUACACAGAACAGUAAGGUCUGGGGCGGGCUUCCUGUGGGUUAGAUGGAGAACCCACAUAUUUAAUAGUCACUAUUCGUAAAUGCCCAGUGCUAGCCUGAGGGGAAUGCAGCGCCCGUCCUCGGCCUGUUUUCUAAACUAGGGGAAUAGCCCUAGGCUUACCUUCGGUGUUUGCUUUUGAAAAUGAGUAGCCACAGUUGUUCUAGCCCUCGCACUUCAAGAAAGCUGGUCUUUGCCUUCAGUUGUCUUGUCAGUUCUGUCUUAAGAGGGAGGUUACAAACUUCGAGCCUGGAGGAUUCUCAGCCAAAUUAGUCUUCGUUCUUGCCUUGAUUAGAUUAAUCCCAAAAUGAUUCAGUCCACGAUAGCUCAAGGGGAAGAAUUUGCCUUAACAAGUUACCUUGCUGUUCCCUCAACCCCCGGGCCGUCCCCUCCCCGAGGAGCAAGCUGCACCGUUUCUCCAAGUCGUGUAAACGUGCCGGGGUGCCUGGCGGCGCGCUGCAGCCGGGAGAGCGCUCAGCCCCUUCUGUCCGAGGCUGCUGCCGAGACCGGACAAAUAACCCCUUAAGUACCUACUAUUAAAAUGUAGCAAACCUGGCAGAGUGGUCUUUCUCUUUUCUCCUGGACCCUAAGACGUGUGUCAGUGAUGAUUUAUACGCAGAGGCCUCUGUCAUUCACACAAGUGUGGUUUGUAUGAACUACAAUCACAGUCGCCUUUGACACCAGUAUUAAGGAAGGUUCGUGGACGCUCUGAUUAGCUGAGCUCUAACUGAGACCCGAACGGAAUGAUGGAACAAGCGAUGAUCUUGAAGCAGGAGACACUGAACAGACAGUGCUUCCCACAAAUUCCUUCUCACUUUCCAAUGAGAAAACUCAGCUACUGGACAGUAACUGUAAGUGUAGUUGAAAUGCUUUUAGGCCAAAGCACUGCUGCCUCAGAAGUGAGGUGCUUUUUUAGCCACUCAGUCCAGAUGCACACUUGGCUGGCGGUGGCUUCUGGAACAGCUGGAACCUCGAGGCCGGGCCAAGCCGGGGCCGCGGCUCCGGCAGGUUCCCAGGGGCCCAGGUGAGCCGUCCUGGAAUUGCUCUGGUUUACGGACUUUGUAGAAAUAGGAGAUACGUAACAGAUACUGAACAAAGUUAUAGAGGCAAAGAAGACUAGCCCUGAUUUUAAAACAGAUCUAAUUUACCUUUCCUUUUGCUUCUCUCUCCUAGCAGGUAUGACCUAUAUCCUAAUAGUACAAUCAGAAAUCCUAUGAACCGUG
Molecule: messenger RNA, 3413 nt
Organism: Suricata suricatta (meerkat)
Lineage: Eukaryota; Metazoa; Chordata; Mammalia; Carnivora; Herpestidae
Gene: AIDA
Product: axin interactor, dorsalization associated
Exons: 10
Coding region: 181-1101 (306 amino acids)
Biological process (GO): determination of ventral identity
Cellular component (GO): membrane
Molecular function (GO): phosphatidylinositol binding
Source: RefSeq, a predicted model, not a curated record